AUGCAUCAAACAGAUUCCAUCAAUUUUAAGAAGAUAUUUCAAAAAGAAAUUAAAACAAUCCCUAAAAAAGAAAUCAAAAGAAUUAAUAAUAAACAAUACUCUAAACAUCUUAUUACUGAUACUGUAUCAAUUAAAUCAAGAGAACAGUACUUUGCAAUGGCUUCAAUAUCUACAUAUCCAAUUAUUAAUGGAGUAAAACAAGGAGAACCUAAUUGUGAUAGGGCAGGAAUUGUUAGAUUUGAUAAUGCAACGUUCAUUGCUUUAGCAGAUGGUUGUGGAUGGGGAGAUAAACCAUCAUUUGCAGCUAAAUUAGCAGUAACAAGUUCAUUAGAAUUUGUUAUAUCAAGUAUAACAACGAUCAGCACUUUAAGAGAGAGUGCUUCUUUGUUAGUAGAAACAAUAGCAAAUGCAAAUCAAAUUAUCUGUUCGUCACAUCCUAAUAAUAACGCACAAACAACCCUUCUUGUUGCGCUAUCUUUUUCUUUAAUAGAUGAUCAACAAGUAACUGUUGUUUUAUCUAUAGGUGAUUGUAGACUCUUUCAUUACUCUCUAAGAGAGUGUAAAGUAAAAAAAAUUAUAGGAACUGGUCAUCAUUCAAUUGACGAAACUAAAGAAUGUAUUGCAGCAUUAGGAAAUAAUCAACUAAGAACAGACAUUAUUAAUGGAAGUCAACUAGCAGUUUGUGAGUGUGAAGAAGGUGAUUUAAUAUUUGCAGUUACUGAUGGUGUGUAUGACAAUUUUGAUCCUAUUAUAAUUAAAGAAAAAAAGCCUUAUGAUCAAUUAAUUAAUGAAAUUCUUGGAAUAAGAAUAAAACGAAGUGCAAAUUUAAAUUCAUUAGUUGAAGAAUUAUGUAGUUAUAUUAUUGAAAUAACCCAAACAGUACGUGAGUUUCAUCAAAAUAAUCCAACAAAAAGAAGACGAGAUGGUUUGCCAGGUAAAUUAGAUCAUUCAACCAUUAUAGUGUAUUCGAUUAAUACACAGAACGUUGAUAUUGGAUUAAUUGAUAAAUAUACUCCUGAAUUAUUUAAAACUUUAAAACCAUUAGAAACCAAAAAACCUUUGGUUCAUUCAAUUAGUUUUGAUGAACAAAACCCACCAUUAAUGCCUCUCCUUUCUGAUCCUGUGAGGAAUACUAAAAAUUCAUCUAAAAUAUCAAUACAUUCUGUUAGGUUAAAUACAUUCUCUCCACCAAGAACUGCAUUAAAUGAUCAUUAUACUCCAUGCUUAACACCUCGAAUUUACAGAGACGUUGUAUAA
Messenger RNA from Entamoeba dispar SAW760, 1257 nucleotides. RefSeq lists its product as uncharacterized. The transcript has 2 exons. Bases 1 to 1257 code for a protein of 418 amino acids. The record is from RefSeq and is a predicted model, not a curated record. Lineage: Eukaryota; Evosea; Mastigamoebida; Endamoebidae.